GCUGGAUUCACGGCUUCCUUCCCUUCUGGAAACCUUCACCUGGGGGUCUCGCACUGACCGAAAGGACAUUUCCAAGGCGCGUGCCCGAUGACAACAGUGUCGCGCGCCGGCUCCAGCGCAGAGCGAAGCGACCUGUAGAAGAUGGCCAUCCACGUGGAGGGGCUCGUGGCGAUCGUGAUCUUCUACGUGCUCAUCCUUGUCGUGGGGAUCUGGGCCGCGUGGAAGAACAAGAAGUCGGGCGUGGCGGAGGGCGUGGACCGCAGCGAGACCAUCAUGGUGGGCGGGAGGGACAUCGGGCUCUUCGUCGGGGGCUUCACGAUGACCGCGACGUGGGUCGGGGGUGGCUACAUCAACGGGACGGCAGAGUACGUUUACCUUCCCGGGUACGGCCUUGCCUGGGCUCAGGCCCCCUUCGGGUACGCACUCAGUUUGGUCUUAGGUGGUCUGUUCUUCGCCAAGCCCAUGCGCUCCAGAGGCUACGUCACCAUGCUCGACCCCUUCCAGCAGCUCUACGGCAAAAGGAUGGGGGGUCUUCUCUUCAUCCCGGCGCUGAUGGGAGAGAUCUUCUGGUCCGGUGCCAUUUUAUCGGCUCUGGGGGCCACCCUCAGCGUUAUCAUUGACAUCAACAUCAACAUGUCAGUGAUCAUCUCGGCCCUCAUUGCCAUCUUCUACACGCUGGUCGGCGGACUCUACUCGGUGGCGUACACUGACGUCGUCCAGCUCUUCUGCAUCUUCCUCGGACUGUGGGUCAGCGUGCCUUUUGCUCUCUCAAACCCAGCGGUGUCCGACAUCACUGUCACAGCCGUGAAGCAAGUCUAUCAGGAACCCUGGGUGGGGAAAGUCAUUUCGUCUGACUCAUGGAUGUGGAUCGACAACUUCUGCCUGCUGAUGUUGGGGGGGAUUCCCUGGCAGGUGUAUUUUCAACGGGUUCUCUCUGCCUCUUCAGCUACCUACGCCCAAGUGCUCUCCUUCCUGGCCGCGUUCGGCUGCCUGGUCAUGGCCGUGCCCUCGGUCCUGAUAGGAGCCAUAGGGGCCUCCACAGAUUGGAACAUGACCACCUAUGGGCCAAAACCACCCAAGGAGAAGGACCAGUCAGACAUGAUUCUGCCCAUCGUUCUGCAGCACCUGUGUCCCACCUACAUCUCAUUUUUCGGCCUGGGCGCAGUGUCUGCUGCGGUGAUGUCAUCCGCUGACUCGUCUAUCCUCUCGGCCAGCUCCAUGUUCGCACGAAACAUUUACCAGCUGGCUUUCCGCCAGUCGGCAUCUGACCGUGAGAUCGUGUGGGUUAUGAGGAUCACCAUCUUCGUAUUCGGUGCCUUGGCAACGGCGAUGGCUCUUCUGUCGGGAACGGUUUACGGCCUGUGGUACUUGAGUUCAGACCUGGUCUACGUCAUCAUCUUCCCCCAGCUGCUCAGCGUGCUCUUCGUCAAGGGCACCAACACCUAUGGCUCCGUGGCUGGCUACAUCUUCGGCCUGGUGCUCCGCAUAGGUGGAGGGGAGCCAUACCUCAAACUGCCUCCAUUUAUCUACUACCCUGGGUGGCACCAGCAGGAGAAGGUUCACCAUCUGACUAACGAGGUCGAGUAUGUCAUCAUGCAAAGGUUCCCGUUCAAGACCGUGUCCAUGAUCGCCUCCUUCCUGGGGAACGUGAUGUUCUCCUACCUGGCCAAGUACCUAUUUGAGAGCGGCACGCUUUCGCCCAAGUAUGACUUCCUUGACGCCGUGCUCUCGAAGCACAGCAGGGAGAUCAUGGACAAAACCACUCUGGUAAACAACGACAACAUCAUCCUAUCGGAGAUGGCCCCGGUGAAGCCUCGCCACAGCAUCACGCUGGCUGGAACGUUCACGAACAAGGAGGCUUUGAGCGAUGGCGAAACGAGCCCCGAUUCUUCCAACAAUGAAAUCGACUAGCGUCCCCUUGC
Messenger RNA from Scleropages formosus (Asian bonytongue), 1922 nucleotides. RefSeq names its product high-affinity choline transporter 1-like. Bases 142 to 1911 code for a protein of 589 amino acids. Gene Ontology annotation, biological process: choline transport; neuromuscular synaptic transmission; synaptic transmission, cholinergic. Gene Ontology annotation, cellular component: perikaryon; plasma membrane; synapse. NCBI's taxonomy places the organism in Eukaryota, Metazoa, Chordata, Actinopteri, Osteoglossiformes, Osteoglossidae. The transcript has 9 exons. The record is from RefSeq and is a predicted model, not a curated record. Gene Ontology annotation, molecular function: choline:sodium symporter activity.